CCGUCACAGUUACGCACGGAGCAACGCCGCGCUGCGAUUGGAAAAUAUUUUCGGGGCUGCUGGUCGCUUUAAGUUCCUCCCAUCCGCUCGUCAGCUGCCUGCCAGCCAGAGGUUACACUACUCCAGCAGCAAAUAUGUGAUUUAUCCACACGCAGAACGCUACAGCUCCGCUAUUAGGUUCCACAUUUGUGCGCCUCCGACCGCAAACUGCCGCCGCCGCUGAAGCGUCUAUGCGCCGCCGCAGCUGCUGUGUUGUGAAGGUCUGCUGAGGAGGUUUCUGGACGGGACAGCGGAGCAUCGAUUGAGGUCAACCGCUCGCCGCCUCCCCGCCCAGAGAUGCUGCCCUGCCUGCGGACCGUCCUGCGGCCUGCCUUCUCCCUCCGAGCCGGGACUGGGGUGGCCUCAGCUGGGCUCAGGAGCCACCAGGCGUCCCCGCCGCUGUCCGCGCUGGUGCAGCGGUGUCACCUGGGCACGCACCCGCUGAAGGAGCCCGUGGAGCCGCUGAACUCUCCCCGCGGAGCCAAGGAGUUUAUUUAUAGCCUCCAUCCGUCCGAGCGCACCUGUCUGCUGCGGGAGCUGCACAGGUUCGAGUCCAUAGCCAUCGCUCAAGGUCAGCUGGAAAUCGCACCGCCUACUGCAGCACAGUUAAGAUAUGUUCUGCUGCACAACGCUCUUCCCUUCGUCGGGUUUGGAUUCCUGGACAACUGCAUUAUGAUUGUUGCUGGAACACAGAUCGAGUUAUCCAUCGGCGUCGUCCUCGGAAUUUCAACUAUGGCAGCUGCUGCCCUUGGAAACCUGGUGUCUGAUCUGGCAGGACUCGGGCUGGCAGGUUACGUAGAGGCCUUGGCGUCUCGGCUGGGGAUGCAGAUUCCAGAUCUCAGCCCAAAGCAGGCCGACAUGUGGCAAACCAGAGUCAGCUCUCACUCGGGCAAAGCCAUCGGCGUCGGCAUCGGCUGCAUCCUCGGCAUGUUUCCGCUGCUCUUCUUCAAGGACGAGGACGAGAACAAAGACGGCCAGACGAAGGAGAACGUUCAGCCGCCUCCUGCUCCAACAGAAAGCAGCAAAAACUGAAACUAGCAACCGGCUGGAGACAAAUACUAUUUGGAAUCCGUUCGAAUAUCUGACUGAAUGUGAGUCUUGCCUGGUGGACUGGAGGAGCGUUUAGCCACCUAGCAAGGCUCAGUCACCCUGUCAAAGGUAUUCUGAAGAGGAUUUUAGAUAAUAUUUGACUGUAGACUCUGAACAUAAGCACAGGAAACUGGUCAGGAGACGAGCUUGGACUGCUGCUGCACCGUAUCCUCACCUUGUCAACGGGCAGAAUUUCAUUUGUCCGACACACCCUGAAGUGGCCUCUGCUUGAGUCAGUUCAUGGAACUAAUACAAACCUCUGACUGUAGACGGCCGGCUGACAAAAUAUCCUAAGUUGUGGAACCAAUGCAAAGAAACACUACUAGAGCUCAUUUAGAAAAAAAAAUCUUGUUGAAGGUUUGUUUUCUGUCAGAAAUCUCGAUAGCUACGACUGAACGAAGAGCAGAUUCAGUGUUUAAACAUGCUUUAAAGAGCUUCUCUGUUUCUCCUCAUUCGAUUUUAAUGCAUCGAGGGAAAAUGUGUUUCAGUUUGAGGUCUUAAAAAGUCCUGCUUCAGCUGCAGGCAGUUCAAUAUCUAAUCUGGUAAAUGCUUUUUUAGAUUAUUUAUUGUCUUUAUUUUGUCGUUCAGGAGCUACAUGUUUGCUUGUAGCUCUGCCAAAGCAGCAACAUUCCCCGAUUGUCUCCCAUGUGUGCCGUAUGUAAACAGGUCACUGCAGUCUUAGUCUUUUUAAAGAGCAGUUUGCAGAAGAAAAGAGGAACGAGAGGCCAAGGGAGGAAAAACAUACAAUAUCUGUGGCAGAAAGAUGAAUAACAUCAACAGGGAACCACCUGAGACUUCUGUCCUCCUGAAAUGACCCUCCUCCUCCGCCAAUAUUAGAGGAUUUAUCUCCUGCAGCUCUGCUUUAGCUCGCUGCAGCCAAAGUACAACACAAAACCUACAACUACAUCGAGGAGGGUGGUUAAAGUUUUAUGUUACAUUAUGUGAGAUUUUUGUAAGCCUUUUUUUCAUCCUCUAAAAAAAGCUGUUACCCGUUGUAUGAGCGCACAACUACAGUCGAGCCUUAAAUUAUUCACAUCUAAGCUAAAUUUUGAUUUGUAGUGAAUUUUUAUUUGACCAAUAGGUUUCUCUGGAAGGAAAUGACAUAAAAUGAUGAUUUUUUAAAACAUUUUCAUCUAAAAUAUCAUGCCCAAACAUAUCAAUAACUGCUGAAAUUUUGUUUCUAGGUCAUUUCAAACGAUCCUGUUAAUUUCUGCCAGCAAUCCUGACAGAAAACAUCUAUUUGUUAAAUAGAAAUCUAUUAUACAUCAAAAUUUGGCAAGGAUAUGAAUCCUUUUUGGCUUACCUGUCCAUUUCUUCCUGCACUUUGAUUAUAAAGCCUGUUCUGCUGCCCUCCACUGGUGGAGACACAAAAGAGGUUUUUGUUUUCUUUCAAUGUGAUAGAAAACCUAAAUAAGUCCCUCAUCUGGUUGUAACUCACCUCUUUGCUUCUGAGCAUUAAAACUGCCCAAGUUUAGCUGCUAAUUUAUCUCUAUAUGAUUAUAUUUAUUUCUCAUUUUGACAUACAAACAAGGAAAUUUGCAAGUUUUAUUGUCACGUGCUUGGCUCAUCUCAGCAGCUGCACUCAAGAUUUUAUUCUGAAGUGAAAGGAAGCAAACAGCAUUUUUUUUUUUUUGCUGUAGCACUCGGAUUUGCAUUCAUGUCUGUUCUCGACGUUUACUUGCUUUAGCUCAGAGGACGAUAUUAAGAGUAGAAAGUAUUUAUCAGCACAAAAUCCAUGUUAGCGAGCGUAAUUUCCUCAGAAGGGACCUUGCAGCUGAUAAACAUGUUCUGAAAACACUUUCAUAGGAGACUUACUCUGUAUAUGAUGUUAUUUACUAUGUGGGAAACAGUGAUACUAAAGAGUGAUAAAAAUGAAGAAAAAUGUAUAGAGGAAUAAGAUAAAUAUGUAGUUAGGAUUUUUGAUCUGAUUGCUUGAUUUCCACAUUGCAUGCACUACUAAUAAAAAGUACCAAUAAUAAAAAAUGUUGUAAGGUCAUGCAUCACUGAUUAAGAGGUUAAUACAGGUAACUCAGGCUGGAUUAACAUGCAAAAGAUCAGAUUUUUGACUCUAAAAAAAUGUAUUUUUAUGACUGUUAAAAAGCACAAGGAGUCCAUUCAGACACCUAAUAAUGUAUGUUUGAAAACAGGAUUUAAAAAUAGGUAUAAGAGCUUCUGCAGAGUGGAGAUACGGACGCUGUAUGUGGUGGUUUUUGCAUAAAAAGUAGCAGAAUAUUAUGAGAAAACAGCAUCUUGAUGGGCAACGUGCUGACAGUAAUGGUUUUCAGUAAUCCUGGCAAUUUGCCUCCUUGAAUUGCAUCAUAAAUUGCCUGUUUGGAGGCUUUAAGACCAUCUUCAGACUGUAGAAAAACAUAAUGUGUCCAAAUCUAGUAGCAUGAAGCUGUUAUGAAUUCACUUUAACGAUGUCAUUAAACUUAUUUGGUUUUUAAAAGGAAGGAAACCAAGAUCGACAGCUCACAGAAGCUCCUCAUCUUGAAUUGUUGUGAAUUUAUCUUUUGAAAUCAGAUGAAGAUGAUUCAAAAAAGCACAUUAAAAUAAUCAGUUAAACGCAGCAUGAUGUAGGCAAAUGCAUGCAAAGAAAACAACCCGUUUUUCUCGAUGUCUCCUGGUAUUUUAAGUUGCAAGGUUUUGUGCAAACAGAAGCAGAAGAUGAGAUAAAAUCAUUAUUAUACCUGCUGGAAGUUCCCUCUAGUCCUUCAAACUCAAAUUCAGACAUUAAAAUCUGACAUUAAAUGGGAAUUUCACUGAUAUGCACCAAAAGAACAGACAGAUAUUCUGCAUAACGGGUUAAAAACCUGAUUCCUCCCAGUGUGUUUUAGCAGCAAUGUUAAUGUGACUGUAGGGACGACUUGAUUUUGUGACACGGCGCUGAAAAGUUCAUUUGCUGCUUUUGUCAAGGCUUCUUAAAUAUGUGCUGUGUACAUAUGUUAAAAGAAAAUAAAUUAAAAAUACUCGGAUAAAUAUCAUGUAGAAGAGCUGAGUGCAGGAGUUUGUCUCCGUGUGAUGUUUGAGUUUAUCUGCUUUGAUUAAAGUGGCUGCAAACA
Acanthochromis polyacanthus (spiny chromis) is the source of this 4190-nucleotide messenger RNA. RefSeq names its product transmembrane protein 65. The record is from RefSeq and is a predicted model, not a curated record. Bases 337 to 1071 code for a protein of 244 amino acids. Gene Ontology annotation, biological process: cardiac ventricle development; regulation of cardiac conduction. Gene Ontology annotation, cellular component: mitochondrion. NCBI's taxonomy places the organism in Eukaryota, Metazoa, Chordata, Actinopteri, Pomacentridae. The transcript has 8 exons.